This is a messenger RNA of Cynoglossus semilaevis (tongue sole), 5995 nucleotides long. RefSeq names its product neuronal PAS domain protein 1 (gene npas1). Gene Ontology annotation, molecular function: DNA-binding transcription factor activity, RNA polymerase II-specific; RNA polymerase II transcription regulatory region sequence-specific DNA binding; protein dimerization activity. Gene Ontology annotation, biological process: regulation of transcription by RNA polymerase II. The coding region runs from base 1868 to 4291 and encodes 807 amino acids. The record is from RefSeq and is a predicted model, not a curated record. Lineage: Eukaryota; Metazoa; Chordata; Actinopteri; Pleuronectiformes; Cynoglossidae. The transcript is spliced from 12 exons.
UUUUUUUUUUCUAAAGAAAUCCUUGAGACGUGUCAGAUGGCAAAAAGUUCUGUUCCUCGUAUUUCUGAAAUCAUCCGAGGGUCUUCGUUGAUCAGCUCGGGAAGCCUGGCCAAUCAGGUGUUAAUCUGCUGUUAGAGAACGACACUUUGGAGUUCUGUGUUCCAUUUGACCUUUCUUGACAGUGACUGUGUCACUAAACAAAAUCUGAAAGGCAGAAAUACACAAAAAAAUAAUUAAUUUUUUUUUUGAUUUUCUCAUCAGGCCUGCAGGAUGAGGUGGAGGGAUUCUCAGCAGUCAUUGGGGGACACUGGGGUCUGCAACCCCUCUACCCCCCACGCCCUCACCCCCGUCCACCACAGGGUCACAAAUGGAGACAAACAACAUAACCGUGCAUGUUUUGGACCGGGAGAAAACUGGAGGAAAACCAGGCAAACUCUAAACCUCUGUACAGAACCACCACCAUCAGUUGUAUGUAUAUAUUUAUAUUUAUAUUUAUAUAUAGACACAUACUAAUGUUUGUGUGUAUCUUUGCUUUAAUUCAGCAGAAACAUUUUAACACCCACUUUUGGAAGUUUCCUGUGGUAAAACAAAAAAAAGAAACUUAUUUUUUUAACCUAAAACUGACUUUUUUUAUUAUUGAAGCUAAUGAUUAUUUUCUGUGCAGACAUGAUUGAUAUUUAUAUUUAUUUUUCAAUUUCGAAUUGUCAUUCCGUCAAACAGUACGCCGUGCCGGGGUGUGUGUUAUUUUGGCUGUAAUGUCCUCCUCAGUGACAAAAGCAGGAUUGUGUGCAUGUGUGUUUGUGCGGGACAGGAGUCACAGUUUAUGUUCUCGGAUGUGAUGGAAUCUCCCACUUGUUUCACUCAUCCUCUCUCUCUCCGUCUCUCUCUCUCUCUUUUUUUUUGCUCUGGCUGCUAAUCAGCAUUUGAAAGGCAGCUUUGACAGUGAGAAAAAGAAAGUGAGGGGGGCACGGAGAGGUGGGGGUAAACGAAAGCAUGAGACACAGCGAGUCAGGGAGGGAGAGCCGGGGAGAGAGAGAGAGAGAGGGAGAGAGUGAGGCGAGGGGCUGUACAAGCAUGCCUUUUAUAUUUACUAGUGACAGAGAGGGAGAGAGGGAGAGAGAGCAGCUGAAGGCAGAGACAACUGGUGUGCACGGCUUUCCCAAGAGGAAAUGAAAAGAAAGAAGCUCAGCGAGGAGAGUGAAUGAGUGAGCAGGAGAGAGAGGAGAGGGAGAGAGGGUGGGAGGGAGCAUGUUGGCUGGAGAGAGAGAUGGAGUGAGGAGGAGGAGGAGGAGGAGGAGGAGAGAGAGUGGGAGCCGGAGAGAUUCUCACACUGGCUGUGUCCUAAUCCGAGUCCAUCUUCAAGAAGGAGCAGUGGAGCAGAGUGUCAGAGAAGUGAGUCUGAGAGCCAAGGAGAGCUACAUCAGCCAGCUGCACACACACGCACGCACGCACACACCCGCACACACCCGCACCCACACACACACACACACUCUUGAGAAGAGAGUCCGUGAUGCGUCCAGCAGUGUGGUCUUGGCUUUUGUGAAAGUAAGCGGUUGAAGCUGCCCUCGUCCCAGCCCCCCUUGGCUCACACACACCCGGUGUUUGUUUGCUGUUGAGGUGCUGGUGGAGGAGUAAGAAGAAGAAGAAGAAGAAGAGGCGGAGGAGAAGGAGGUGGCGGAGCAGGAGGGCACUGCCAGGGCACAGGAGCAGGGGGCACAGGAGAGGAGGAGGAGGAGGAGUGACAAAGUGGAUCAGAUCAACAGCAGCAGACUUAACCCUGGAAAUGUCCGUCAGGUCUGAGCGGGUCACAUCCUCAGCCAAUCAGAGCCCCCGUUAACGGCGCUGUCGACACGUGACUGUGGGAAGUAUGGCCACCAUGCCGUUUGUCAGCGAAGGGAAGUGCGUGAGCGUGGAGUGGGAUUUUCUGCAAGGACUGCUGGCCAAGCCUCCGACCCUGCCCUGCCUGCAGAAUCUCCGUAAGGAAAAGUCCAGAAAUGCAGCUCGAUCACGAAGAGGGAAGGAGAAUUUCGAGUUCUUCGAGCUGGCCAAGAUGUUGCCUUUACCGGGCGCCAUCACCAGCCAGCUGGACAAGGCCUCGGUCAUACGGCUGACCAUCAGCUACCUGCACAUGCGCACCUUUGUCAGCCAGGGAGACCCACCCUGGAGCCCCCUGAUGGAAGGAGACAGCAACUGCAGCAAAGUGAGACGAUCAUCUCAUUCACUGGUCACGGACAUAUUUGAGCAGCACCUCGGCGCUCACCUACUGCAGUCUCUGGACGGCUUCGUGUUCGUGGUCAGUCAGGAGGGACGUUUCCUCUACAUCUCGGAGACAGUUUCUAUCUACCUGGGACUCUCACAGGUGGAGCUGACCGGCAGCAGUGUGUUUGACUACAUCCACCCUGCAGACCACGUGGAGAUGGCAGAGCGACUAGGAAUUAGUCCUCAUCUGAGGGCCGAGGCUGGAUGCCACACGGUGCCGGAGAGCGCGUCCAGCUCUGCAUCCACAUCAUCCCUGGCUGGUACCCCUGAGCCAACAGCUCCGUCCAGCCCUCACUCUCCGGCCGAUGAGCCUCCUGACCGCGGCUUCUUCAUCCGCAUGAAGUCCACGCUCACUAAAAGAGGCCUGCACGUAAAGUCUUCUGGAUACAAGGUGAUCCACGUGACCGGACGUAUCCGCUGCCGCCCGGCGCUUAUGCCGGGCUCAGCGCGUUCGGUGCGUCGGCCCAUGGGUUUGGUGGCUCUGGCCCACACGCUCCCACCCUCCACGCUGAACGAAGUCCGCAUGGAGAGCCACAUGUUUGUCUUCCGAGUGAACAUGGACCUUCAGGUCACGUACUGCGAGAACAGGAUCUCAGAGUACAUGGACCUGACCCCAGCUGAGGUGGUGGGACAUACGUGUUACCACUUCAUCCACGUAGAAGAUCUGGAAAACCUCCGUCAGAGCCACGAGGAUUUGCUGAGGAAAGGCCAGGUGGUGACAGGUUACUAUCGCUGGCUCCAGAGGAGGGGAGGCUACCUGUGGAUCCAGUCCACGGCCACCGUCUCCAUCAACCACAAAGCUCCGCACGAACGGAACGUCAUCUGGGUCAACUAUGUCCUGAGUCGAACGGAGUUGCCCGACACUCCAUUAGACAUCCUACAGCUUCCAGAAGGUGUGAGAGCGGAGAGACUUCGCGUCAGCUCACCUCCCACCAACAGCUCCCCACAGGCUCGAGGUUCUCAGCCAGGGAAGGCCUCGUCUGGUAAGUGUGAACCCAACACUAAAAGUAGAGACAAAUUCACCACCUCCACAGUCCAGUCCGAGGACAGGAGGAAGCGCCAUCUGAGGUCCGAGCCGGAGGGCGCUCCCCCGGAAACCCGCCGCAGAUUGGAGGAACUGCGUCACCUAGAGGAGAGCGUGUCGGCCUCCUCGGACCUGGCCAGUGAUAGCGAGGGAGAGGAGGAGGACGAAGCCGAGUGGGACCAGGGAGGAGACGGUGACAGACUGAAACAGGAGGACGGUGUGGGUGGAGUGAAACAGAGCAGAGGAGGGGACACUCCGACCAGAGGGGACAGAGGAGGACGAGCGCAGAACGGCCGCGCUGUGAUCCAGCAGCUGAAGAAUGUAGUGAGCGCGUCCCCUCUGUCCAGCAGCCCCAGCAUCAAGACUGAACACGACUCCCUGACCGUCGGGGGUCGCUGGGGAUCACACACGCAAUCCUCCACCCAACACCAGCCCUCGCAUGCGCACACACCGUCCAGCAGUCUCAACGGUGACAGUCCCACCACCACCAUACCCGACUCCUCCUCCAGCAGUGAAGCGCCUGCAAAAGGUCUGUUCACUCCUCCGUCCCCCGCCUUGUCUCCCGCCAUGUCUGUGUCCUCCCCGCUGCCCCGCGAGGAGAGGUCCGUGUCAGGUGUGCUCAAUCGCGGCGGCGGUGGAGGCGCGGGCUGCGGUCCCGACUUUGAGCUCCUCCAGAGACUGGCUGCGGGCGGUGCUGCGGGGAGGGUCCUCUUUCACCCCCUCGCCCUCAGCCCACAGGGCCCUCAGAGUCUUUAUGCCCCGAGCACUAUCCGCUACGCUCCACCUGAGCUGCCUCCGUCGCACCACCACAGUACGGGACACAGUGAUGGCCUGCAGCUACGCUCAGACCAUCACAAGGGAGCCCCCCCAGCCUUCUUUCCACACCUACAGCGGCUGGCCGGCCUGCCGCCCUUCAGCGGUUUCUCCCCGUCCGACAACCCGUUCUCCUCUGGGCUGCCCUUCUGUAUGAAUGGACUGAGGGGUGCCGCGGGUUCAGAGGAGGAUUGAGGGUUAUUGGGGGGGCAGAGGGGGAGUAGGAGGUGAGAGGAGGAGAGGAUGAAAAUGAAAGAUGGAGCAGGGUUGACAGAAGAGAAAGAAAGGGGUUGAAAAGGGCGAGACGGACAGGCGUGGCAGGACAUUAAGCCUCUAAGGACUUUACUAAUUGGACGAUGAGUUGAAUAACUGAGAUCUAAAACAUGUGACAAGUCGCUGCCUUAGGGAAUGGUCAUGACCGCCCGUUAUGGACGUGUGACGGCGACCUGCUAAGGAAAUGGGACGUGAAAACUUUGACUGGUUGUCCCUCGAGACUUUUUUUUUUUCCCCAAGAUCUCCACUCAAGCUCAGACGACUGUGUUGAUUUCUGUGUCUCUUCCACUCAGAGAAGCCAUAUUGUAAAUAGAGACAAAACCAUGAAGACCCUCAGCUCACACCCACCUCACUGUCACCGCAUCUAACCCAAUCAGCUCUGAGGACGGCAGACAAAUGUGGACGCUCGUCUGUAGGAAAGAAAGUGACUUUUGGUUUUCAAAUUUUUAUUAUUGCAGUCUCACACACACACACACACUCUUUUCUCUCAGAUCCAGAUGAGAUCUGGUGAUUUUUUUUUUGUAUUGAGAUUCAAAAAUAAUAAUAACAGUAACAAUAGUAAUGAUAAUAAUUAAACCUUCAUCAGUCAGCCAUGAUUUAAGCACAUUUUCGGGACACGACUAUGAAUAAUGUUGUCCCCUACAUUCCAUUAUAUAUAUAAAGGCAAAAUUAAAUGAAGACUGGGUGAUAUUUUGUUGUUUUUUAUUAUAGGAAGCUCUUUGGUUUGACUGACUAUUAAUUAUAACAUAUUCUGUACGAGGCUGCGACUGUGUUUCUGUAUGAAAGCCAUAUUUUUUUUUUUUUUUUUUCAUUUUGUCUCUAUUGAUUUUUUUUUUUAACGGCAUAAGAGAAAUGAACGACCGGCGUGAAAAAUGUGUCUGGACAGACAAAAUAACAUAGUUGUAUUGGAUGCACAAUAAUCACACUUUUUUUUUUUAAGUUUUUUAUAUAUAUAUAUAUAUAAUUCUGUGAAGUUAAAGUUAUUUCUGUGAAAUGCUUUUUAGAAGCAGAGGAAUGGUGUUGAACUCAAGUGUUAAUAUCAUUCAGACCUCUGUGUUUUUCGGAGCACUUACUGGAUUCCGUUCUGGUGUGAACUCAAAGCACUUCAUCACUUAACACUGGCUGGGUGACCCCUGUUAAAACAGAAAACAAUGCAAGAGUGGUCACUAAUAUCCUAGCCUGACCACAGAGUCGGAGAGGGGCAUAAAUGCUCGAUUUUUUAAAUAACGUAGAUAAAAUAAAAAAAUAAAUAAAUAAACAACAGACCACCUAUGGUCAUUAAAAGAUGACCAUUCAAGGUCAAUAAAUACCUACUGGAAAUAUUCUGCUGUGGUACAAAUUCAGUCAAAAAGAAGAGAGGGCGGGAUUAAAAACACUUUGAAUUUCAGUUUGAAGGUAACUGAAUUAUCUCAGGACUGUAGAACAAAUUCACAAAGUAAUAAAUCACUGAACGUUUCAUUUCCCCGUUUGGACCGAAGGGAGUCAGAAGUAAAAUGUGACAAAUCUGCGAAAAUAAAGGCGGAAAUAUUAAUAAAAAAUGCGAGGAAUAGUGACAUAUUUUCUAAUAAUGUAUGAACACCCACAUAAAUAAUGCACUUUGAUUAAAGUCCUUAGGGUUGAUGAAAA